GCAGACGAGCUGGCAUACAGGCAGCAGGAGAUAUCGGGUUCCACGUGUGGAAUCUCCUCGUCCAGGCUAGGAGAGGCUCACUUGCUUUCAGCAGAGACGGAGAGAGUUCUCCAGCUUUCUUCUAUUCGCUCAUGAGACUCGGAGAGCUAAGUUCAGUUCAUCUUCGCUCGGUGUUUGUGGAGCUGUUUAAUUUCUCUUCAGGUCUGUGAACUUCCAGUGAUAACAAUUGAUGGAAGCUGCACCGUAUGAUAACGUGGAGUUCCCGGUCAGAAAGCCAGGCACAGGGACGUGGCCUGGACCGGGACAAAACGCCGCGGCGACCUCUUCGUCGGUAAAGACAGUGCAUGUGCAACAGUCGACUGCGAAGGACGGGAGAGUGGGAUCCAAGUUGGCCCCACUCAUGGAAAGUAUGGAGGUAGCGGAAUCGGAAGAUCAGAGGAUGCAGGCAAAGAUGUUCCACUCUUCACAGUUAGGAUCCCAUUCAACGGUUUCAUCUUCAAACACGACAUCGAAACCGCCAACGUCACAACUUCACACAUCCUCGACACCACAGUCCCACACAGUCCACGUUCAGAACCAGCCCCAGUCUAUCGGCAAUGUCACCACGUACGUCCCACAGAAGGUCAACCAGCCUCUCAAGUCCAAGAAAGACACGGAGCCCCCGGAACAGGAGGAUGGAGACUUCAGAAGAAGUGACUUCAACCCAGCAUCUCAGACUGUGCUGGACAAGGCCUACACUGACCACAGACACUUCUACAGACUCAACAGCACUGUUCUGGACGAGGGGAGCAACCUCAAGCAGGAGGUGAUGGAGCUCUACAGGAAGGCUGGGGAGACGCUGUCAUACGAACAGCUGAUUCAGGGUAUGCUGGUGGAGGGGGAGAAGUUGCUGCUGGGAGGGUGCUGGCUCUAUUUCACUAACGUGGAGUUCUAUGACAUGGAGUGCGCCAAGAUGCUAAAAGAACCAAUCGGAAGAGGGCGAAUAUGUCUGACCAAUAAAAGGGUGUUGUUACUGUCGGCGGAGAUAUUCACGGAUUCGACAUUAAAUGAGUUCGGCGACACCAGCAAGCCUUCGGGUGGUUACAAGUUGCAGGUGACCAAGUCCAACAACAUCUACUACCAGAACCUUCCGCUGAACACUUUCCACAGCGCUGAGAUGUCCGCCUCAGUUGGAACCACAACACAGUCCAAAAUCAGCAUCCUCAACCCAAUCUGCUGGGGAGCUUGCUCGUGCUUCGGGGUUGGUCGCUGCUCGCGGUCGUGGAAGACCACUCCGCCCAUGACGAAGACGUUCAACAAGCGAGUCGUGAAGCUGGGAGUAGCGAUGCCCCCAUGGGGGACGAAAAUGUUUGUUAAUGUCUAUCUGGACCCGGAAAUGUCUCUGACUACUGCACGUGACUUUGUGGCACAGCUUCAGUACCACGCCCCCCACUUACAGUGAUAGCACCGGUUCAGACUGACCAAUGGUCAGCGGGCAGAUAUGUACGAAGACGUCAAGAAAGUUUGAUCGAGAAACAAAUAAGGGCAUGUUUGCCCCUGAAAUUCAUAUUGGAAAAUACCUGUUACCAUUAGCUUCUAAGAGAAAUUGUUUGGAUUUUCUCGUGGAUUUUCUCUGGAAAGCCAAUCGUUUCUUAAUUCGUCUCCAUGCACCCUGAAGACGGGAUAGCGUGGAAUAUAUAGACUGAGUGAUCACAGAUGCUUUUCCUCAUGUUUUCGAGAUGUAGAAGAAAGAAUGUGACCCCCAUUUCGUUUUGAGGAAAAACGCUUUUGAAUACUGAACACACACAAGAACUGCAUGGACAGUGCUCCUACUUUAAUGGAUGUAUAUGGGAAGUCUUUAUAUUUGGGUAAACCACUGAUGGAGACACUAGCGGUCCUCACAAACAGGUGUAUUCAUUUCUUCACUUCCAUCUCUCUGAUGAUGUGCAUAUAUCGUUGACUUCCACUUUGAGGUCGUGACUCGUUAGUGAUUAGAGUUUAUUCUCACGAAUGGUGCUGACAUUUAAUAGUGCAAUGAAGGAUCUAAUAUUUAUUCAGUAUAUAUUAUGCAAGCUUGGAGCUGUCAUUCGUCCAUGCAAGCGAGCCAUUCUACGUCCGCCUUAUAUACAGAACUUGGUGCAAUAACGAGGGACGGGGUUGGAUGGGUUCAAUGGUGCGCCAACUGAAUGCCGAAACCCUUUAGUCUCUACAGUGUACCAGGACAAGGGCAAUGUGUUGAUACAGAGCAAAAUGCAAGCUGCCAGCAAGUGCGUCCGGGACAGGAAACACUAUUAGAACACGUAUAGCAACAAUGUAUUGAUAGAAUAUAUCGCUGAAGAUGGUUGUCUUCCAUUUUUAUCAUUUCAAAAGCUUAUAGAACCAUACUGUGUAACGAUACUGAGCUGGAAUUUGGCGACAAGAUUACAGAAUUACAAGGUGAUACGAGCGAUAUUGUCAAGAUGUAUUGAAAUGAUAAUUAGUCGGUGUUUGUUUUCUUUCAAAGUACAUAAGGCUAAAAUAAACGUGUCUUUUGUUUCUCGCUUCUAACCGUACAUUUGUCCACCACGCGUCAAUUCUGCGCCCGCCUUCUGUCCACCUCGCUUCUUCCCUGAGUCUGUUCCUGAUAUUAUUACACAUCAUAACUUGAGUGGCGCCAUAAGGUUUCAGGACCAAAUGACCUUGAUUUUACCAUGUUGUGUAAUACUUUGGGAAGACACAAGGGAAGAGUGCUUCAGCGAAUUUUGCAAAUACUAAUAUCCGAGAAACAAAGGACAUUAUAUCAGCCUCACGCAAACCUCUAAUAUUCAAUACGUAUCUCGAUAUGUAUCUUUCUGUAUCGCUACCUUCUAGAUAUGUAUCAUUGAGAUAUGUAAUCCUCUACAGCCAUCUGUGUAAUUAUGAUUCCUGCCUAGGUAUGUUUCUAAUUAAACAUGGAUAUCAUUA
Molecule: messenger RNA, 2922 nt
Organism: Haliotis rufescens (red abalone)
Lineage: Eukaryota; Metazoa; Mollusca; Gastropoda; Lepetellida; Haliotidae
Exons: 5
Coding region: 230-1441 (403 amino acids)
Source: RefSeq, a predicted model, not a curated record